UAUUAUCCAAUACAAAAUUAUGGCGCUUGUAUUGACAGAAGAUAUUAUUCGAACCAGAGUUAAUUUACUACAUAAUAACUUGGAAGAUGUCAAGUCUCUGUCAUUACCUGGUUCCUACCAGGAUAAAAUUACUUCCGUUGGAAAGUCUUUGAGGAAAUUCAGUCGUCUGAAGGUGCUGGAUUUAUCUCGAAAUUCUCUCACAAGUCUUUCUGGUCUUGAACAUUUAAAGCUGUUGGAAAAACUCAAUCUAUAUUACAAUAAUAUAGCUUCUUUGGAAGAGCUGAAGGUGUUGCAGAAGAACCAGAACUUGCUGGAAUUAGAUUUACGCCUGAAUCCAGUGACACGUAAUGAUCCAGACUAUCGACUUUAUCUCAUUCAGCUGCUGCCUAACUUACAGAAACUAGAUGAUCGCUGCAUUCGUGAUCGAGAACGACAAUCAGCACAGCUUCAUUUCAGUGAAUCUGAAGACUUUGGGCAGAAACCAGAACCAGAGUGUGACAUUAGUAACUCCCGUGCCCAGUUUGUAAAAUCACUUGUUUGUGGUAAAGUAUUCAGUGAUGAUAUCGGUGUCCUUGAUAUCCUUGAUCCCACUCGUACUAAAUUUAUUCAACCACAACAGUUAUCUGGUUCAGCAGCCAAGCAACCUUCUAUUGAGGUAUAUUCUUUUGAAGCCCUGAAACAGAUGAAAUCAAAAGAACCAUCUGACCCAAAGCAAACCACUGACGCUAAUAGCAGAGUGACAUCAGAAGAUGCUGCAAACUCUGAGAAACACAAGUCUCUGAAUGAUGGAAUCUACUCGGACUACUCAAAAUUAGACAGUGGGAGCAGUGAAACACAACCAAAAGCUCAGACAUAUCAAACCAAAUUUGCAGUGCCAAUUUCACACCAGGAAGAAGUUGAAGCUUAUUCUAAAUACACUGGACGUUCUACCUUUACACCACAACCAGGACACACUGCUGAUAAUGGAUUGCACCAACCAAAAGAACCAUUAGUGUUGCAACAGCAGCAAAACACUGACCAUCAGAACCACCACCACCACCACCAGCAAAACCAACAACAGGCACAAGAACAACAACAUCUAAAGUAUAAGCAUUCCUCUUCUCAGGCAUUAAAAUCCUCUUCAUCAACUGUGAUCUCUUGUGAAGGAUCUGAAGCUUCGAAAGCCUCUGAUGGCCCCAGUGUAGAUCGAUUACUUCUCAAGAUUAUGGAUUUUGUCGAUAAAUAUUGGAAUGGGGCCCAGUCACUUCAUAGAAAUGUGAAAUUCAAAUCCAUAGCAAAGAAUUUGAUAGAGAAACACAUGGCUCAGUGUGAUAAAGAAUCUGUAAUGCAUCCUCAGUUUUCAUCAGACCUUUUUGGUAAAUCCACGGCACCAGACAAAGCAAGAACUGUUGAAAGAAGUCUAGAAUGUAGACCCGGCCAAGCAACACACCCUGACGUGGUUUGUCUGAAAACUCAGUUGGAACAAUGUUUGGAAGAAAACAAGAAACUGAGAGAGGAUCUACAAUGGUUAUUGAUCAAGAAAUCAAAGUCAGGAACUGAGGAAUUUGUCGCUGACACAACUCAAUGCAAAGAACUGAAAGACCAAAAUCUUCAGCUGAAAAAAGAUGUUGAAUUGUUAGAAUCCAAAUUGGAACAGUAUUAUCAGAUCCAGACUCUGGCAGACAUGCUUCAAGAAAGUCACAAGUCCCUGAUUCAAACCAAUAAUCAUCUUCUACAAGAAGUUGAAGAAAAUAAGCAACGCCACCAGGGAGAAGUCCAACAGUUGCAGUGGAACUAUGAACAACUGCGCCAAACUAUAUCUGCCUUGGAUUCAGUCUCAGACAUUGCAUCAACCGAAGCAGGCAUUCCUUUCUCUUUGGUAGCCGAGAAUAUGGCCCAGUCUACAGCUAAACUCUAUGACAGUGAUGAAAAGGAAUCGCUUUUUUCAGAAAAGAUCUCCUCUGACCAGUGACAAUCUCUGUGCUUUGUGUAUGUGUGUGUGUGUGUGUGCAAGUGUUACAAUGUAUGUGUAUUUUAAUAUGAAAUAAGGCUGUGUGUUUUAUUCUUUCCAGUUAUCAACUGUUCUGUUCCAAUAUAUAUAUAUAUAUAUAUAUAUAUAUAUAUAUAUUUGGCAUUAGGAAGGGCAUCCAACCAUAGAA
Octopus bimaculoides (California two-spot octopus) is the source of this 2138-nucleotide messenger RNA. RefSeq names its product centrosomal protein of 72 kDa. Lineage: Eukaryota; Metazoa; Mollusca; Cephalopoda; Octopoda; Octopodidae. The record is from RefSeq and is a predicted model, not a curated record. Gene Ontology annotation, molecular function: protein binding.